This is a messenger RNA of Lucilia cuprina (Australian sheep blowfly), 1502 nucleotides long. RefSeq names its product gamma-glutamyl hydrolase A (gene l(3)72Dr). The transcript has 5 exons. The coding region runs from base 187 to 1173 and encodes 328 amino acids. Lineage: Eukaryota; Metazoa; Arthropoda; Insecta; Diptera; Calliphoridae. The record is from RefSeq and is a predicted model, not a curated record. Gene Ontology annotation, molecular function: gamma-glutamyl-peptidase activity. Gene Ontology annotation, biological process: tetrahydrofolylpolyglutamate metabolic process. Gene Ontology annotation, cellular component: vacuole.
GCACAGUAAACAUCAUUUGUGAGGAGAUAUAAAAAAUAGAAGAAAGAAAAAAUAUACAUAUUGUGCAAUAUUUACUAAUUUUAAACAUAUUUGCUAUUUUUGCAAAAAAUAUGUAAAUAUUUUUGUAUUAAAUUCAACAAGAAAAUAAAGAAGAAAGUGCGAAAAGUUCAAAGUAAAAAAAAAUCAAUGCCAAUGUCAAAUUGUCAUGAAAAUAACAGUAAUUUCACACCCGUAAUUGGAAUUUUAUGUAUCGAUAUUGCCGUAGAUUUACGCAAAACCUACGGCGAUGAGUAUUACAGCUAUAUUGCUGCUACAUAUGUUAAAUAUUUGGAAUCAGCAGGCGCCCGGGUCAUACCAAUUUGGAUAAAUCGUCCCCGUUCCUAUUAUGAAGCCAUAAUGAACAAAAUAAAUGGUAUAUUAAUACCAGGUGGUGCUGUCUUUUUUGAAACAAAAUAUUGUACCGAUGAUAUGCGUAACGAUUGUGUACAAAGUUCGAAAUAUAUUUAUGAAAUUGCGAAAGAUUUAAGCGAAAGGGGAAAAACGUUUCCCUUAUGGGGUACCUGUAUGGGUUUUCAAUUAAUGCUGACACAUUCAGCUGACCGCGAGGAAAUACGACAGGAUUGCCAGCAAAUGCAUUGUUCGUUGCCAGUAAAGUUGGAAAAUGAUAAAGUUUUAGCAACUUCCAAACUAUUUGCUGAUGUAGACAAUGAAUUUAAAAUAAAAAUGACCAAACUUCCAUUUGGUGUCCACUUUCACCAGUACUGUAUAACUAAAGAAGAUCUACAAAUCAAUAAAAUUGACAAACACUGGAAGGUAUUGGCCAGCAAUAAAGAUCCAAAUGGUUUGGAAUUUAUAACCAUAGUUGAACACAACAGUUUACCAUUCUAUGGCGUACAAAUACAUCCCGAACGUGUGGUCUUCGAGAAUUAUAUAAUCAAUGAUAAAUGUCAUCAUUGUUUAGAUUGUUUUGAAUUGGCUCAAUAUUUUGCAAAAUUUUUUGUUAAACAAUGUCUAUUGAACGAUAAUUGUUUCAGUGACCAGCUAGAGGAAGCCAGACAUUCAAUUUACAAUUUUCCUAUGGUUUUGAAUACUACGACCGAAAAGAAAAUAUUUCGUCAAUAUUAUUUAUUUAAAAAAGAUGUGGAUUAUCCGCAAAAAGAACUGAUGAAUUGAAUGUUCUUAAUAGAAAUGUAAAAAGAAUGGUGAUAUUAUCUUUAGAACUCGUGAUAAUAGUAUUAUUUGUUAAUUUAAAUCCAAUGCCAAUUCGGUACAAAAAGCAACCAUUAUUAUGUUAUGGUUUUUCCUUUAAAUAGGUUUAUGAAUUCAAAAGAUUUUUUUAUUUAUGUAUAUUUAUUACAUUUACAACCCGAGAGUAUGUAAAAAGCGCAAAAUGUAGAUCAUAUUUAGGAAUAAAAUAUCAUUUGUAAAUUUGUAUUUAUCACUUAAAACAAUUUGUCGAAACUCUAUUUAUUAUGAAAAUUAAAUGUAAAAUAAAAUGUGAU